Messenger RNA from Pseudozyma flocculosa PF-1, 1362 nucleotides. RefSeq lists its product as uncharacterized. Gene Ontology annotation, molecular function: cyclin-dependent protein serine/threonine kinase regulator activity. The coding region runs from base 1 to 1362 and encodes 453 amino acids. The transcript is spliced from 4 exons. Lineage: Eukaryota; Fungi; Basidiomycota; Ustilaginomycetes; Ustilaginales; Ustilaginaceae. Gene Ontology annotation, biological process: positive regulation of transcription by RNA polymerase II. Gene Ontology annotation, cellular component: nucleus; mediator complex. The record is from RefSeq and is a predicted model, not a curated record.
AUGGCGGCAAACUACUGGCUCUCGACGCAAUGCAACCACUGGCUGCUCGAUCGGACGCAGCUCGACCUGGCGCGCAAGGAGGAUGUCCUGUACGCCAGCCCCGAAGAACUGGCCGCAAUACAGAUAUGGAUCUCGAACCAGGCCAUCUAUCUCUGCAAACGCCUUGCGCUCCGCCAGCGGGUCGUUGCGACCGCCUGCGUCUUCCUCCGCCGCUUCUUUGCCAAGAACUCGUACUGCGCCGUCGACCUCCUCCUCACCAUUGCCGCUUGCGUGUACGUGGCCGCCAAGGUGGAAGAGUCGCCCGUUCACAUCAAGAGCAUCUGCGCCGAGGCCUCGCGGCACUUUGAGCAGCUGGGCUCGCGCAACUUCCACGCCGACAUUUCGAGCGUGGCCGAGAUGGAGUUCCACCUCCUGGAAGAGCUCGAGUUUGAUCUGAUCAUCUAUCACCCUUACCGCUCGCUCGUCGCCAUCUACGAGCAGGUCGGCGCUCCCGCUAUGCAGGCUCGCUCCAAGACACGCUCCGCGGAGACCUCCGCGAUCGGUUCGAGGGCUGGCACCGGUGGUGGCGCCGCGGCCGUUGGGCUCGGGCUGUCGGGUGGUUCCGGCCUGCGCGGCGAUGCCGAAGUCGACGCGGGCCUCUUCCCGCAGGGCCUCGGCGACGACUCGACGGCCGAGCUCGGCAUCGCGGAGCUCGACGAGACCACCGUCCAGCUGGCCUGGUUCAUCAUCAACGACUCCUACUCGACCGACCUGCCCCUGAUGCACCCGCCCCACCUCAUAGCCAUCGCGGCAAUCUGGAUGGCCCUGCUGCUGCACCCGGCCUCGCAGAAGAAGCUCACUUCGAGCGCUGAGGAGAUGGAGCAGCAGAGGGCGAGAUGGAGGAAGGAGGUGCAGGAGACGCUCGAGGGUGUCGGUUCGAGCCACGACGAGGCGAGCGGCCAGACCAACGCCUCGUCCUCGUCUUCGUCCUCGAUCACGACUUCGGCGCAGCAGAGCAAGGCCACACCAGCGACGGCGGCGGCGUCGUCAGGUGCGAAUCAGGGUCGGAGCGCGGCUUCACGGACCGCCACGCCUUCAAGCGCUACCUCGAUAGGGGCGGCGGGGACGGUGCAGGAGCUCAUCUCGACCUCGCUGCCCGAUCCGCCGGCGCCGCCGUCAAACGAGACGCUGACGUGGCUGGCGAGCCUCAAUGUCUCGAUUGCCACCGUGGCGGGCAUCGUGCAGGACCUGGUCAAGGCGUACGAUCGCGAGGCCAAGGUGCGCAAGGCGAGCCAGGACGGGCCAGAGAUGAUCAAGCGGCUCGAGCGGAUGCGGGAUGCGCGGCGCAAAAGGCUGAUCCGAGAGCUGGCCCAUGCAAUAUGA